This is a messenger RNA of Sander lucioperca (pikeperch), 3106 nucleotides long. It is a transcript of the gene paqr7b, whose product is annotated as progestin and adipoQ receptor family member VII, b. Gene Ontology annotation, biological process: response to steroid hormone. Lineage: Eukaryota; Metazoa; Chordata; Actinopteri; Perciformes; Percidae. The transcript is spliced from 3 exons. The coding region runs from base 173 to 1231 and encodes 352 amino acids. Gene Ontology annotation, cellular component: plasma membrane. The record is from RefSeq and is a predicted model, not a curated record. Gene Ontology annotation, molecular function: steroid binding; nuclear steroid receptor activity.
AGCGGCCAUGGCCAUCCCAGCAGCUGGGGCGGUGAGAGCCGCCAGGCGCUGCUCCCGUCACGGUCAUCCUUUCUCCGUUCAACCCUUCGAACAAUGUUAUCUAUGUUCUCCAAACCAUUCUUCGACUGCUAAACUCAAGGAUUUGGAUUGAUUCUACCAUCUAUAGUUUGCCAUGGCGACGGUGGUGAUGGAGCAGAUCGGUCGCCUGUUUAUCAACGCGCAGCAGCUGCGUCAGAUCCCUCAGCUGCUGGAGUCGGCCUUCCCCACGCUACCUUGCACUGUGAAGGUGUCCGACGUUCCCUGGGUGUUCCGCGAGCGCCAUAUCCUCACCGGCUACAGACAGCCAGACCAAAGCUGGCGCUACUACUUCCUCACCCUCUUCCAAAGGCACAAUGAGUCCCUCAAUGUGUGGACCCACCUGCUGGCCGCCCUCAUCAUCUUGGUGAAGUGGCAGGAGAUCUCAGAGACGGUGGAUUUUUUGCGAGACCCUCACGCCCAGCCCCUCUUCAUUGUCCUCCUGGCAGCCUUCACCUACCUCUCCUUCAGCGCUCUCGCUCAUCUUCUCUCUGCCAAGUCCGAGCUCUCCUUCUACAGCUUCUACUUCCUCGACUAUGUUGGGGUGGCUGUCUACCAGUAUGGCAGUGCCCUGGCACACUACUACUACGCCAUAGAGAAAGAGUGGCACACUAGAGUGCAAGGGCUCUUUUUACCCGCUGCAGCAUUCUUGGCCUGGCUCACUUGCUUCGGCUGCUGCUACGGCAAGUAUGCUAGCCCCGAGCUGUCAAAGUUAUCCCUCAAGCUCUGCCAAGUGGUUCCCUCAGCUUUGGCUUACUGUUUAGACAUAAGCCCUGUGGUUCACCGCAUCUACAGCUGCUACCAGGAGGGCUGCUCAGACCCAGUUGUGACGUACCAUUUCUACCACAUGGUCUUUUUUCUUAUCAGCGCCUAUUUCUUCUGCUGCCCUCACCCAGAGAGUUUGUUCCCUGGGAGGUGUGACUUCAUCGGUCAGGGCCACCAGAUCUUUCACAUAUUCGUGGUGGUGUGCACCCUGAUGCAGAUCGAAGCGCUGAAAAUAGACUUCACAGAGCGCCGUCCCUUCUACGAGCGCCUUCACGGCGAUCUUGCACACGAUGCUGUUGCACUCUUCAUCUUCACUGCCUGCUGCAGUGCUCUCACCGCUUUUUAUGUGCGCAAUCGUGUCCGUGCCUCUCUGCACGAGAAGGAGGAGUAAGAGUUGACAUGAAUUUAAAAAAAAAAAAACUACUCUGUAGUGACUAUUUAAAAAUAAUUCAAGUCUUUUUGUAAAUGAAAGUUAUCAGUUUGUGAUAGUGACUUAUUAUUUCUUCUUCAUGUGAUCUGCCAAACUACAGUGAUCUUAAAAAAAAAAAAAAAAAAAAAAAGUGAUUAAGGGUGUGUUUUUGUUACUUACAAUGAAGAAAAGGGAAGCUUAUAAUUUGUCUGUAGCACUACAGGUAGUACUUAAACACAGCAAAGACUGGUUUUUUAUUAGUCUGGUUUUAGUCAUUGUCUAAAAGAAUGUGGUUUUACUUCACCCUACACGAAAUAUGCUCUCUGUCAAGGUGAGCAGAAAAAUUAGUUUCUUAAGAUGCCUUUUACCCAAUUGUAUUUAGAAUAAUCGGUCUUAAUCAAAUUGUAGCAUUUCAGAUCAUGCAAGCAUUUGUUUUUGUUUUUACAAUUUACAGUCCCAUGCCACUCUGUAUAUUUCAGUCAGAUACCAAAUCAAGUUAAAUUGCUGGUCUUGAUAUUUAGGGGUUUUAUUUGUCAAGGCACUUACACUGCCAAACUAAUGUUUGAACAUAUUCUGGGAAGGUUAAGAACCCAAUUUGAAAACCAAAUAUUGUACCUCUUAUUUAAAAAGGAGUUUUUUUGGGGGGAGGGUGUUAACAUUCUGAUGAAUAAUGUUGAAAAUGAGGCUGGCACUCAUUAUUGGUAGAGAGAUGGAUGGAAGAUUACUGAUGUCUCUUUGUUGAUGCAUCUGUUCAGAGCAUGUUUUGUGUUCAUUGUCGUGCUGCCUAUCAGACUUUUAAUGGCUAUGAAUACAUCAUUUCAUACUGCUGCACUGUUACACCGAAGAGUCCCUAUCCCCAUUUUUCUUUUUCUUAGUUUGAUGACUUUUGUUAUAAAAAUAUCACAGAUAUGGCUCACUGAUGAUGUUGCUUAGAUUUUUACCUCACAAAGUCUUUAAAUGUUAGAAAUGAUCUAUAUUCAUUAUAGCACUCUCUCUUCAUGAUGGUGUUUAAUGUGCCAAUGAAUCUGUUAUUGCUUCAGUGAUGGUACUACUGAGAGAUGAAUUCAGAGACAGACUGUCAGAAGUUGAUUAAAAUGAUGUCUUGACCCGGCUGCGAACAUCUUACCGGUGAGACUGAACCUCAACACCCCUAAAUAUAAACCUUUCAACUGUGGACUUACUGACCUGGUCUCAUCGUGCACUGCCUGAAAUCCUCACCGUAUAUACUGUAGCUGACAACACUGGCUAUGUUUACAUGCAUGGAGCAAGGUGUCUGUGCUGUUAAUGUGGUUAUUCUGGUUUUGUGUUGACUCUUGGAAAUGUCAGAAAUUCCAAUUAGGCCUAACCUGGAGGAACCUGUUCAAGACAUGUCCCUUGUUGUGCAUGGUUAUAAAUCGGUUGGCAACAAGAUUGAGGCUCUCAUGCACAAGGCUGAUUUUGUACAUGUAAUACUUCCUCAAAAGUCUUCGUUAAAGGCUAAUGAUAUCCAAUUGUCCAGUGAGGCCUGUGAGUCUCACCAGCCCUGUUUGUGACCAUUAAAAGAGCCAAAAAAUAUUAAUAAUUUAUUUCCCAUGUGUUGGAGUAAACCUGGAUUUGUUCAAUCAGGAAGAUAGUACCCAGAAAGUAUUUUUUGCUAAAUAGAUUGUAUGUCGCAUCAUGGAUACUCUGUCACAGAUUAUCUAAGUUGCAUGCCAAUUAAACCUGACUAAGAUCUUAACUGGAAUAUGGCCAGCACUUUUUACUGUAUAAGUGAAUUUGUGUGUAAAUGUAGCCUCUGAUGCCACCCAAGGUUUCCCUUUAUCCCUUUUAUGAAAGCAGGGUGAGAAGGACCAGGAUGUCUUCUGCCUCUAAAAAAAA